This is a messenger RNA of Peronospora matthiolae, 249 nucleotides long. Lineage: Eukaryota; Oomycota; Peronosporomycetes; Peronosporales; Peronosporaceae. The record is from the annotation of a GenBank genome assembly.
AUGAAGGCCGAUAUAAUGACCAAGCCGAUCACCGUCGUACAGUUCCAGAAACUUCGGACCAUGUUGGGCAUCAAGGCGCCACGAUCUUCCGAGGCGAGUGGUAGUGUUGUAAAAGAGACGUCUCGGCAUGACGUUUCAGAAAAGUGUUCUAUAGCUCAGCCGGUCUGGUAUGGCAGUAUCAUCCCAAAGGUCACUGGUUCGAUACCGGUGGGGCGUGCAGACAGUGAAGAAACGCACGACCAGAAUUAG